UUUACAGGGUUAUCUCCCAUUUACCUACACAUGUGAAAAUGGCAAAAGUUGAACAAUCAAGAUUUGCUCUUUUAAAAAUUGAGGAUGAUGAUGAUGACGAUAAUGCUAAACCCACAAACAAUGCUAACAAAUCAAAUAACCAGAGCACAAACAAAAAGAAUAAGAAAAAGAAGAAAAAGGCAGAACAACAGCAAGAAAACGACGAGCUCAAACACUUAGCAUUUGCUAAACCAGGAUCUAACAAACAAAGAAAUAAACAGAACGGUCACACUGAAGUAUCUGAUGACCAGUGGAAGGACUGGAAGAAAGCUGACAAAAAUUAUGCAGCCGAAUCAUAUGAAAAAGAUCUGGAACAAGCUUUACUUCAGAGUAAAGUGGAGUUUGAACAAAAGAAAGAGGUCACAAAGUCAUUUAAAGAUGCUGGCAUAAACAUAGAUGAAGAAAGCACAAAGGAAAAGAAGAAGAAAAAGAAGGACAAGCCGCAGACAAUGAGUUUAGAAGAAUUCAACACAGGAGGGAAAAUGUCACAUUCAGAUGAAUUCAUAUCAGGACACCCAUCCAGUAAACCAGAAACACCUGUUACAGAGGCAGACCCUAAAUUCUUCAGUCAUGUGGAAGGAGAUGUGGAAAGAAUUCUUAGAAAAGAAAAAAUGCAAGAAGAAUAUCAAAAACAAUAUGCAGCAGAAAAAGUUAUGACAGCUAAGCAUAGUUCAGAAACAGCCAAAAAAGAUAAAGAAAUUGAAUUUCUAAAAGCUACAGUUAAAAAAUUGGAGGAAGAAUUUAAACAAGUCAAGAAAAGAAAUAAACAACUGUGUGUUAUAUUAGCUCAGGGUGAAAUGAAAGAAAAGGCAGAAGUAUUAAUGCAGGUGCAACAAUUAUCAGAAGUUAAAGAUGAGCUCACACAACAGGUCCAAGAAUUAACAGGAGAAUUAGAAAAAGAGAGAUCAAAAGUACAUUCGAUGAAGACAGAAUUGGAUAAAAUAAAAGGACAUGGAACCAAGCAUAGUGGAAAGUAAAAUACAGAUUUGUGAUAUGGGCAUUGAUAAGAAAAGAUAAUGACUUUAUACCUCAUUCUGACAUAGAACAGGCAGGUAGCACAUGUACUUAUAGUGACUGACAAUAGUGGUGAUAUUAUAUGUUAAAAAGAAUAAGGAUAUGACUGGGACUAAUUGGUGCAUGUUAUAAUGGCUUUUGUUGGACAACCAAGAAUCUCUGCCUUAUUAAGAGACUUUUACAGAAUGAACAAAAUUGUCAUUUGCUGAUGUUCAUUUUAAGAAUGAAAAGUGCUAAAACGUUUCUUUAUUUUCCUAACAGUAAUGAAUGGAUUUUUUUUUGUUCAUGUAAAAACUUUCAAGAAUAUUUUAUUUUGUAUGUUUACACUACAGUUUAAUGUUAACAUUCUGUGUAAUUUACUAAACAUCAGUUAUCUAUUUAUGAACAAUGUUUUUAUUAAUCAUGACAUUAUUUUUUUUUAUUUUUUUUUUGAGAAAGCCACUGUUCUGUUUAUUGAAAUGUAAAUUACAGUUAUGGGUGUUCAAAAUUUUUUUGCAUAACCAUUUUGAGCAAAUGAAAUGGCACUAAAAAUACAUUAUCUAGAGGAAGUCCUAGAUAUACAUAUAUAAUGUUAAUUUAGGACUUUUGUAAAGUAUUUCUAAGUAUAAGAUAAACAUGACAAACAGAAAAUCACAAUUAUUAAUAAUUCAAACUCACAAUUAACUUUUAGAAAGGACGAUUAGUAUAAAAAUAUUCCUGAUACCAUUUUAAUUAACCUUGCAUGUUUGUACAUUGUUUAACAAUCCCAGGAAUAAAUAACAAUAAUAUUUUCAAACAACAGUUUUAAAAUUAUUAUUGUUUUCUAAAACUGAUUAAUAUUUUCCUUUAUUGAGGUCAAUAUUUGAUGUAAAAAUUUUAAGUUUCUGCAUAUACAUGUAUAACACAUUCACUUCAAAUUUUUGAGGUAUAUAUUGAUAAAUAUAAAUGUUGGAUUACUCUUUAAGUUUUUCGUGAGGUAAAGUGGGUAAAGCAUUCAUUAAUGGCUUGUCUAUCUGUAAAGAGUGUAUUUUUUGUUGGGUUGUCUAGAUGCUGUCUCAAUGAUGUUAAUCAAACAUCUCUUUACAUUUGAAUUUUGAUUUAAAAGAUAACUAAUUGUAAGAGAAUAUUCUGUGCUGUUAACAUUUUAUUCAUACAUGUACAUUUUUUUUGAGAAUAUACAUGUUAAUUUGUAUGGAGAAUAGCCAUGCAAUAGUUAUAUGCAUUAUAAAUUGAACAAUU
This is a messenger RNA of Mytilus trossulus (common blue mussel), 2271 nucleotides long. RefSeq names its product G kinase-anchoring protein 1-like. Gene Ontology annotation, cellular component: Golgi apparatus. The record is from RefSeq and is a predicted model, not a curated record. Lineage: Eukaryota; Metazoa; Mollusca; Bivalvia; Mytilida; Mytilidae. Bases 39 to 1016 code for a protein of 325 amino acids. The transcript is spliced from 10 exons. Gene Ontology annotation, biological process: signal transduction.